GUGGCGCGAAAUUGCGGCCGCGAGGACCUUACCGCGCGCGGAAACAGUUGAUAACUGUCCCGUUUGAUUCUCUUUAUUCUGAGGGCCAUUCCUUUCUUCCGAAAUGGAUCUGGCGGAGACCGCGGUAGGAGCCGCCGGGCAGCAGGUGAAGGAUGAGCUGGCGGAGAAAUGCCAGAAACUGUUCCAGGAUUUCUUAGAGGAAUUCCAGAACAGUGAUGGUGAAGUUAAAUAUUUGCAUGAUGCUGAAGAGCUAAUCCGUCCUGAAAGGAACACUCUUGCUGUAAGCUUUGUGGAUCUGGAACAAUAUAACCAGCAACUGGCAACCACUAUACAAGAGGAAUUUUACAGAGUGUACCCAUAUCUCUGCCGUGCUGUUCGGAAUUUUGCCAGAGACCAUGGGACUAUUCCACCAAAUAAGGAGUUUUAUGUUGCAAUUCAGGACUUACCAGCCAGACACAAAAUCCGAGAACUGACAGCAGCACGAAUUGGAACCCUGCUACGUAUCAGCGGACAAGUUGUUCGAACCCAUCCUGUUCACCCAGAAUUGGUCAGUGGAACAUUUAUGUGUCUCGAUUGUCAGACGGUGGUCAAGGACGUAGAGCAACAGUUCAAAUACACCCAGCCAAAUAUCUGCAGAAAUCCAGUGUGUGCCAACAGGAGACGAUUUAUGCUGGACACUAAUAAAUCCCGAUUUGUUGACUUUCAGAAGGUUCGUAUUCAGGAAACUCAAGCUGAGUUACCAAGAGGUAGCAUUCCCCGCAGCGUGGAAGUUAUUUUGCGUGCAGAAGCUGUAGAAUCAGCACAAGCUGGUGAUAAAUGUGACUUCACAGGAAUGCUUAUUGUGGUUCCUGAUGUAUCUCAACUGACUACACCAGGCAUCCGUGCUGAAACAGGAUCUCGUGUCAGUGGUGCUGAAGGGUAUGAAACUGAAGGAGUAAGGGGUCUUCGUGCUUUAGGUGUGCGUGAUCUGUCCUACAAGCUAGCCUUUUUGACAUGCCAUGUGGCACAGACAAAUCCACGGUUCGGUGGUAAAGAAAUGAGGGAAGAAGAACAGACUGCAGAAAGUAUAAAAAAUCAGAUGACCGUUCAGGAAUGGGAGAAAGUGUUUGAAAUGAGUCAGGAUAAGAAUCUGUAUCAUAAUCUCUGUACAAGUCUUUUCCCUACUAUUCAUGGUAAUGAUGAAGUAAAACGUGGAGUCUUACUGAUGCUGUUUGGAGGAGUUCCUAAAGCUACCUUGGAGGGUACUUCUUUACGUGGUGAUAUUAAUGUUUGUAUUGUUGGCGACCCAAGCACAGCCAAAAGCCAAUUCCUUAAGCAUGUGGAGGAAUUCAGUCCUCGAGCAGUGUAUACAAGUGGCAAAGCUAGUACUGCUGCAGGUCUCACAGCUGCAGUUGUGAAGGAUGAAGAAUCACAUGAAUUUGUCAUCGAAGCCGGAGCAUUGAUGCUUGCUGAUAACGGUGUUUGCUGUAUCGAUGAAUUUGAUAAAAUGGAUUCAAGAGAUCAAGUCGCUAUACAUGAAGCAAUGGAACAACAAACCAUUUCCAUCACAAAAGCUGGAGUCAAAGCUACUUUAAAUGCCAGGACUUCUAUCUUGGCUGCAGCAAACCCAGUUGCUGGACGGUAUGAUCGUUCAAAGUCUCUCAAACAGAAUGUAAAUCUCUCAGCACCAAUUAUGUCUCGAUUCGAUUUGUUUUUCAUUCUGGUUGAUGAGUGCAAUGAGGUAACAGAUUAUGCCAUUGCUAGGCGCAUUGUGGACUUGCAUUCUCGAAUCCAAGAAUCUGUUGACCGAAUCUACUCUUUGGAUGAUAUUAGGAGGUACCUGUUAUUUGCAAGGCAAUUCAAACCAAAGAUUUCAAAUGAAUCUGAAGACUUCAUAGUGGAACAGUACAGACGACUUCGCCAAAGGGACGGCUCUGGGGUGACCAAGUCAGCAUGGAGAAUUACAGUGCGUCAGCUGGAGAGUAUGAUUCGUCUCUCUGAAUCUAUGGCCAGAAUGCAUUGCUGUGACGAGGUGCAACCUAAGCAUGUAAAGGAAGCUUUCCGGUUACUGAACAAAUCAAUCAUUAGAGUGGAAACUCCAGAUGUAAGUUUUGACCAAGAUGAUGAAGGAAGGGAAGAAAUGGAGCAGGAAGUUCAUGAAGGAAUUGAUGGGACGUCUGAUAUACCAAAUGGCAUUAAUGGUGUCAAUGGCCAUUCUGAAGACAGUAUCAAGGAAGAAGUACCAAAACAUGCAAUGAGACUGUCUUUUGUGGAAUAUCGCAAGAUUUCCAAUCUUAUUGUCAUCCAUCUCCGGAAGCUAGAGGAAGAAGAUGAAGAUGCUUCCCCAAAGAAGAGUGAACUCGUUAACUGGUAUUUAAAAGAAAUUGAAUCUGAAAUUGAAUCGGAAGAAGAACUAAUUAACAAAAAGAAAUUAAUUGAGAAAGUUAUUUACAGGCUUAUUCAUUAUGACCAUAUCUUGAUUGAACUGAAACAGACUGGUCUGAAAAGCCGAAAAGGAGAAGGUGAUGAAGUUUUGGAGCAGGAUCCCUACUUGGUUGUUAAUCCCAAUUAUGCUUUGGAAGAUUAGGUGUUGCAAUCUACGCUAGACAAAUGUGGAGUCUGUUACUUAUAAAAAUAUUGCUAAAAUAGGCAACUCUCUAAAAUACAGGCAUGGAACGAGUUUUGAUAUCAUCUAAUUCUCUAUCAGAAUGGAAUUGUUUUUGGGUUUUAGCUCUGAACAGGUUACUGAAGUGCUAAUCAAGGAUAAAGCAAUGGUACCUGAAACUUUUGAAAACUAUGUUAAGGACCUUUUUUGUUUGUUUCUUUGAAGUCCAAAGGUAUUUUGGCUUGAAUGAUGUAAGGAAAUUAUAAUAUGUACUUUAAAGUUUUUUAAAUAGUUUAAAAUGCACAGAUGUUUCCUAACCAUGUCUUUCUACACGUUACCAGUUACAAUUUAUGAUUCCAGAUUAAUAAGAAACAAAGGUAUUUUGGAUCAUAUGGGUGGAUAAUUUGCAUGCAUUACAACUAGAUUACAAUGGUUGCAUUAUGUUCUUUUUAAAAUGCUACAGCCUAGAGAAAGUUGUAAUUUAAUCCCAACUUGAGCUAAAGAUUUUAUGGGAACUUAUUUUGGAGGUAUUUGCAAGACUGAGCAAAAUCUGUCGACCAUGAGACUAACUUGAAGAUAGCUAUGUGUCUGAGGCAAUGUUGUAAAUAUAUUUCACGUAGAUUAUUACCCUGAAACUGGUGUAAUGGCUUCAUUAAAAUAUAAAGGAAA
This is a messenger RNA of Hemiscyllium ocellatum (epaulette shark), 3253 nucleotides long. Its product is annotated as DNA replication licensing factor MCM6-like. Gene Ontology annotation, cellular component: MCM complex; nucleus. Gene Ontology annotation, molecular function: single-stranded DNA binding; ATP binding; single-stranded 3'-5' DNA helicase activity. Gene Ontology annotation, biological process: mitotic DNA replication; DNA replication initiation; double-strand break repair via break-induced replication. The transcript has 17 exons. The coding region runs from base 104 to 2566 and encodes 820 amino acids. Lineage: Eukaryota; Metazoa; Chordata; Chondrichthyes; Orectolobiformes; Hemiscylliidae. The record is from RefSeq and is a predicted model, not a curated record.